Molecule: messenger RNA, 1223 nt
Organism: Manihot esculenta (cassava)
Lineage: Eukaryota; Viridiplantae; Streptophyta; Magnoliopsida; Malpighiales; Euphorbiaceae
Product: protein RER1B
Exons: 4
Coding region: 264-848 (194 amino acids)
Biological process (GO): protein retention in ER lumen; retrograde vesicle-mediated transport, Golgi to endoplasmic reticulum
Cellular component (GO): Golgi membrane
Source: RefSeq, a predicted model, not a curated record
CGUCACUCAGCAAGGAGAAGGGCAAAAAAUCCAAAGACAAUAGCACAAGGCAAAGUUUUCGUUUCCAAUAAACGGAGUUAACCUGUAAAUUUUCUAGCAUUCAACAAGAAAUCCAGAAGGAAGAGAAGCAAGAAACAAGAGCUUGCUUGGGUACCCAUUGUAGAUUUCUUUUACCAAUUUUAUAGCUUUAUUUGGAUCUGUACGGUGCUGGGCCUAGUCCUGAUUGCGACAUUUCUGAAAGGAGAAUUACAAGGUAAUAAUCCAUGGAAGGCGCCGGAGGUGAUACUGCCUCCACUGUGGCACCUCUUGCCAAGUGGAGAAAAGAUUUCUCAAGGGCAUUCCAGUACUAUCUGGAUCGAUCAACACCUCAUACGGUGCAAAGAUGGCUGGGAACUCUUGUAGCUGCAGCCAUAUAUAUGUUGCGAGUUUACUGUGUUCAAGGUUUUUACAUUGUCUCAUAUGGCCUCGGAAUUUAUAUCUUGAAUUUGUUGAUUGGGUUUCUAUCACCAAAGGUUGAUCCUGAACUUGAAGUUUUGGAUGGAGCUUCUUUGCCAACAAAAGAAUCAGAUGAGUUCAGGCCUUUCAUUCGCCGCCUUCCUGAGUUUAAGUUCUGGUAUUCCAUCACCAAGGCCUUCUGCGUAGCUUUCCUAAUGACCUUUUUUUCUGUGUUUGACGUUCCUGUCUUUUGGCCGAUAUUGCUUUGCUAUUGGAUUGUACUGUUUAUCCUCACAAUGAAGCGCCAAAUCAUGCACAUGAUUAAGUACAAAUACAUUCCAUUUAGUUUUGGAAAGCAGAAAUAUUCUGGGACCAAGUCUGCUGCAGGUAGCAGUGGUAUAACGAAGGACUGAACUAUUUUCUGGAGCCUUUUCAAACCUUCAGCUUAUGGGUUUUGGAUAAAUUGCUUGUUUACUUCUUGAAGACAUGCAAAAUUCAUACAGGUUGAAGAUUCACUUUUGUUUUGUAUUCAUUAGAAGAUGUUACUUGAAUGCUUUCAGAUGCACACAUUUUUUAUUUGGGCCAUCAUGUUUCUUUAUACACACUUUUUUUCUUCCUGAAUUUCUUCUCUAUUCUAUUUUUUAAAAGGAAUCUAAUCUUGUACAUGAUCAGUUGCCAUAUUAUGUCUAGUGUUUUGAGGUUGUUUGAGCUGUCAGUUUGUAUAAAUGGACAAUGGCAGGGCCCAUCAUUCUUUUAAAAAUUUUCAAUCUACAAUCUCACUUCUCUCC